AUGCAUGUACGAAAAUUGAGAAGACCCAGCAACUAUCUAAUCGUAUCUCUGGCUGUGAGCGAUCUCUGCGUCGCAGUGAUGGUCAUGCCUGUAGCAAUGGUUUAUGACUUAUUGGGAACUUGGCCAUUUGGACCAGUAGUUUGCGACUUUUGGGUAUCUAGUGAUGUCUUGUCAUGUGCUGCGAGUAUUCUGAACUUAUGCAUGAUAUCAGUAGAUCGUUAUUACGCAAUAACAAAACCUUUGGAAUAUGGUGUGAAGAGAACGCCAAAGCGGAUGUUGUUUUGCGUUUUUAUAGUUUGGAUGAGUGCAGCUUUCAUAUCGUUGCCGCCAGUUUUAAUUUUGGGAAAUGAAAAAACGGAAACUUCGUGUUCAGUAUCACAGAAUCAAGGAUAUCAAAUAUAUGCUACGUUUGGUUCAUUUUAUUUGCCGCUUACAGUAAUGGUUGUAGUAUAUUAUAAAAUAUUUAGUGCAGCAAGAAAAAUAGUAAAAGAUGAGAGACGUGCACAGUCUCAUUUAGAAACCCAUUGUUACUUGGAAAUAAAUGUUAAAAACGGUGGAGCUGCUGAAGCAAAGCUUUUGGGCACGCAACCUCCCCCGACUCGUGGAUCUACUGCUAGUACUAACACGACUUGUAGCAUAGAUAAGACGGAGAGCUCGAUUGGAAGAUGUUUCACAGGACAAAGAAAAUCUAAUGAAUCCCAAUGCCCUAUGUUGCAGCAAGCGCCAAAAACACCCGCAAAACCAAUUCAUACAAUUAAUCGACCAAACUCACAAAUGGGUCCCGUCCCGGAAAUUAAACACCCUCCGAAGGAAAAUAGACGGAGGCAAUCUUCCGAAAGCAGUAACAAAUUAACCACAAGUCGAAUUCGAUCAUCAUUAUCUAGUUUCGCUCAUAAAAGUCAUUUAGCGAAGGAUCUUUUACAUCCAACACACUCACCGCACCAGAAGAAAUUACGAUUUCAACUGGCCAAAGAACGUAAAGCGUCUACAACCCUCGGAAUAAUCAUGUCAGCAUUCAUUAUAUGCUGGCUGCCAUUCUUUGUACUUGCACUAAUUAGGCCUUUUGUCAAUGAGGACACUAUUCCUGAUGCUGUGAGCGCGCUCUUUCUAUGGCUAGGGUACAUUAAUAGCCUUCUGAAUCCGAUUAUAUAUGCCACUCUAAACAGAGACUUUAGGAAGCCAUUCCAAGAAAUACUAUUCUUUAGAUGUUCCAAUUUGAAUCACAUGAUGAGAGAAGAGUUUUAUCACAGCCAGUACGGUGGGCCUGACCAGCAUUACUGCGUAAAUAACUCGACAAAUAAAGCGCAAAAUUAUGAGGAAGGUGUAGAAAUAGUUUCCGCUGUAGACAGAGAAGAGACGCGGGCGUCAGAAAGUUUUCUA
Brenthis ino (lesser marbled fritillary) is the source of this 1380-nucleotide messenger RNA. The record is from the annotation of a GenBank genome assembly. Lineage: Eukaryota; Metazoa; Arthropoda; Insecta; Lepidoptera; Nymphalidae.